UUCUCGUUUUUUUAUUUGUUUUUUGUUUUUUUUUUUGGAUAUAUUGCGAUGAAAUGAGGAUUACGUUAAUUAUCUUUUAAUUGAGUGUGGCUAACGAAAACUAUACAUAAGUGAAUGCGUAGCUUGAACGAGAAAGAGGCAAACAGAGAACAUGUUAGUUGAUAAAGAUCAACGUUUUCAAUAUGUAAAUUUGGUGCUGUCAGCAAUUUUGGCAAUCGUACUCAUCGUACUGACAUGCAUAUCAACGCAUCUAUCAACUGAUGAUGAUUUUCAUAAGAGCGUGCACACUACGCAAAUGUCUUUGGACUUGGUAAAACCUGUUUUCCCAUGGCACUACAAUAACACAUGGAAAUCGAUUGGCAAUGCAUCGUUCAAGCAUAAAAUUUAUUCAGCUUACUUUGAUCGUCGCAUUGACAUUAUUGAAAAUUUAUUCAAACACAAGUACCGCAAAGCUAUUGGAUCUGUCAGAGUUUUUACGAUACUUUCCUUAGGAUUUCGUGAUUAUGUCACUUGCAUUUUCAGACAAAGAGAUUUCAGCACCGUCAAGAUACGGGCCGUACAAGUGAAGCCGUUGCCCGAGCGAAAAGAUAUAAAAUAUGCUGUUUUCACUAUCGUGUGCCCAUUGGGUAAGGCUGAUAAUGGGAACAAAAUUAUGCAUUUGCCGCAAGAAGUCGCCAUCACUUAUCCGUCAAAUACUUUGGCAAAUUUCCAUCCGACAUUCGUACCGAUCAGUUAUCCACGGAACAUGGAUCAAUUGUUCGCCAAAUCCCAACCGAUUUUAUCGGUAUGUGUGGCACCUCUGCAAAAACAUUAUCGAAAUGUCUUACGUAUAGCAGAGUUUGUGGAAAUGUAUCGCUUACUAGGAGCUAAACAUUUCUAUUUCUAUGAAGAUAAUCAUAGUCGAGAUGUGAAACGUCUUUUAAAACAUUACCGCAAAGAAGGUAUAGCCGAUGUAUUGCCUUGGAAUCUAGAGACCUAUCAAGAUGAUUCAUAUUUUAAUGGCAUAAUUGCUCAAAUUAAUGAUUGCUCUUAUCGAGCAAUGAUUGUCGAUAAUUAUAGAUAUGCAGCUAUAGUGGAUCUUGAUGAAAUAUUAAUGCCAGUUAACUUUAAUAGCCUAAUGGGAUACUUGAGAAAGUGUGAUAAAGGACAAACAUCAGCUUUUGUUUUCUGCAAUGCAUUUUUCUACAUGAAAGACGGAAAUGACACGUACAGUACACCAAUAUAUGCGAGAAAUCGUUUCCUAUAUACGCAAACGAAAGUGAGGCGUGCCGAUCAAAUUAAACCCGUUUACGCACAAAGCAAAUGCAUUAUAAACACUCAUUCAGUUCUAGAAAUGGGAAAGAAUCGCAUGUGGAAAAGUGUAUCCGGCUAUAGUGAACUAAUUCUACAACCUAACGUCGGAAUACUUCAUCAUUAUCGUGACAAAUGCUAUAAUUGUAAAAAGACACUGGUAAUCGAUUAUACUGCUCGACGAUUCGGCUCAUUAAUAUGGGAUCGUGUUGAUGAGAUCUGUUUGCAAGCGUUUUUUAAAGAUAAUGGCAUAUGUCCAACGAGCUAAUACCGCAUCAGCACUAACAACAACAUAUUAGCAUAUUAAUCGAAGUCACCAGCAAAACAUACUCCCUUCAUUUUUAGUUUGAUAACAACCACAGCUAA
Messenger RNA from Glossina fuscipes, 1656 nucleotides. Its product is annotated as beta-1,4-galactosyltransferase galt-1. Lineage: Eukaryota; Metazoa; Arthropoda; Insecta; Diptera; Glossinidae. The transcript is spliced from 5 exons. The record is from RefSeq and is a predicted model, not a curated record. Bases 152 to 1558 code for a protein of 468 amino acids.